CGUCUCCCGCCAGGAUUCCUGGGGGAGGGCGAUGCCAUCACCAAAGCCAUCCACGACGCGCGGCAGCUGCUGCACGGCCACGGCGCCGCCAUGGAGGGGUCUCUGGGCAGCCCCUACCGCAAGGAGCACGGCGGGGCUGACUGCUCGCCGGUGAAGGAGCGGAUGGACGAGACCCCCGGGCACCGGCUGGACGAGGCUCUGCUGAGCUGCGAGAUGGACGGAUCCCGGCACUUCCCGGAGUCCAGGAACAACAACCACAUCAAGCGGCCCAUGAACGCCUUCAUGGUGUGGGCCAAGGACGAGCGGAGGAAGAUCCUGCAGGCGUUCCCGGACAUGCACAACUCCAGCAUCAGCAAGAUCCUGGGAUCCCGCUGGAAAUCCAUGUCCAACCAGGAGAAGCAGCCGUACUACGAGGAGCAGGCGCGGCUGAGCCGGCAGCACCUGGAGAAGUACCCGGAUUACAAGUACAAGCCGCGGCCCAAGCGCACCUGCAUCGUGGAGGGCAAGCGGCUGCGCGUGGGCGAGUACAAGGCGCUGAUGAGGAACCGGCGCCAGGACGCCAGGCAGGGAUACCUGAUAGGGCCGCAGGGCAGCCAGGUGCCCCCCAGCUCCUCGGAGGUGCUGUACCCGCGGCCCGUGGGCGUCCAGCUGCCCCCGCCCCUGCUGGAGCAUUACCUGCCCCGCGGCGUGGACCCCGCCAUGCCCGUCAUCGUCAACACCCGCAGCCUCAAGGACGGCGACGCCGCUGACGACGGGCACUCGGUGGCCGAGGGCGACGCGUACCGCUACAGCGACGAGGAGGACUCGGAGGGCGACGACAAGAGUGACGGCGAGCUGGUGGUGCUGACGGACUGA
This is a messenger RNA of Hirundo rustica (Barn swallow), 855 nucleotides long. It is a transcript of the gene SOX13, whose product is annotated as SRY-box transcription factor 13. NCBI's taxonomy places the organism in Eukaryota, Metazoa, Chordata, Aves, Passeriformes, Hirundinidae. The record is from RefSeq and is a predicted model, not a curated record. The annotation marks the transcript as partial. Gene Ontology annotation, molecular function: RNA polymerase II cis-regulatory region sequence-specific DNA binding; DNA-binding transcription factor activity, RNA polymerase II-specific. Gene Ontology annotation, cellular component: nucleus. The transcript is spliced from 5 exons. Gene Ontology annotation, biological process: regulation of transcription by RNA polymerase II; cell fate commitment.